Messenger RNA from Ambispora leptoticha, 993 nucleotides. The record is from the annotation of a GenBank genome assembly. Lineage: Eukaryota; Fungi; Glomeromycota; Glomeromycetes; Archaeosporales; Ambisporaceae.
AUGACACAUAACGCAAAAACAAUCGAAGAAUUAUUUACCAGUGCUGCUUCUUUACGAAUAAGCCAAAAAAGGAGAGGAGAUGACCGCUAUAAAGGAGAUGCUGGAUACUGGGAUGGUGGUCGUUGUGAAUACGGAGGAGCUCAUAAUCUCCAAGAAGACUGCCAAACCUUGGCUAAAUUCUUCGAUGAUAUUACAGAACUAAAAAAUGCUAAAGUGAAGUUGACAACUUUUAACAACCAAGCAGAGUUUGAAAAGAAUAAACAAAACUUACUCAGUAAAGUUAACCAAGCACUCGGCGGUUUGCAAAUGAAAACAGAUGAUUUUCGCCGGGAGACAGAAGCCUUGAAGACAGAUAUUGAGAAAGUUGCUUAUAGUGAAGCCAAGGAAUUACAGAAGUUAAAUCAAGAGGAAAGGAAAUUACAAAAAGAGAUAGAAGAAAACGAAAGAAAGGCUAGGAAUGAAACUGAUCCAGACAAAAAGAAGAAACACAUUAAUGACUUUAUACAAGCAAUAAAAGACAAAUUAGAAAAUAAACCUCCAAGGCAGAAAAAACAAAUCCCUGGUUCUAAUGGCACUGAUCCUUUCGGUAGUUCGGGAUCCAAAGCUCCCAAUCCCCUCAACCCUUUCCAAACUGACCCUAACUCUAACCCUAAUCAAAACUUUUUCCAAAACAAACACCUAAUCAUCAUUACUGCAGAACUUAAGAACAAACUUGGUGAAUACACUAAGGAACUAGAAAAGAAACCUGAACCUAGAGAAUUAACUGAGGCUGAACGGAAAAGAAUAGAAAAUCUUGCUGAGGAGCGAAUAUUAAAAAGAGCUGAAUUUUUAAUUGUCGCAGUAAUCUUUUACUUCAAUAUUUACCUACCCGAACAACAAAGACAACAAUUAGAAAUGCAAAUUCAAGAAACCAUUAACAAAACUGAAGGCAAUCCUAUUCAACAAGAAGCCUUAGAAAAUCAAAAAGAAAACUUAGAUAAGGCCAUUAACUGA